AUGAGCUUGUCAAGAUGGCUGUCAGGAAGUGCCUUGAAACAAGUGGCGAUGUUUGGUUGCCCUUCCAUUGACAAAAGUAGUGUCAUUCCUGCCAAAAGACUGCGAAAAUUUUUUGAGGUUUCAGAAAACACUGUUUGCAGUGAAUGUUCGCUACGACAAUUGUGCAAGUUUGCCAAUCAAAAUGUUUGGAAAUGUAACACCAAUAAUUUGGAUUUGGAAGUAGUUAUGAAGGUUAUUACUGCAUAUGCUAUAGAGUUUGUGCAUCCCCAGUUGGUAGUGCCUAAUGAAGUAAACAAGUCAGUGAGUCAAUUGCUAGAGGAGGUUGUGAAACUUAGUCAAACCACAUGA
Molecule: messenger RNA, 348 nt
Organism: Abrus precatorius (Indian licorice)
Lineage: Eukaryota; Viridiplantae; Streptophyta; Magnoliopsida; Fabales; Fabaceae
Exons: 3
Coding region: 1-348 (115 amino acids)
Cellular component (GO): cytoplasm
Molecular function (GO): mRNA binding
Source: RefSeq, a predicted model, not a curated record